AUGUCAUUACUCACCUUAGAAAUACGACGUACCCCAUCCAGCAAUUACACGGCUGAACGAGAAAGUAUAUCUCCCACGAUUUCUCGGGCUAGCAAGAUGACGCCUCCCGAAGCCGCUGAGAUGGACUCUAUAAACCUGAUCGCCAGCGACAUGAAGGAGCUGGUCCGAAAAAUACAAGAUCUACGCCACAUCGGAAUCGAGGACAAGAUGAUCGUGCUUCCAAAAAUCUGCGUCAUUGGUGACCAGAGUGCCGGUAAAAGCUCUUUGAUCGAGGGAAUGAGCGAGAUCAAGGUGCCACGAAGCGCAGGGACCUGCACCAGAUGUCCCAUGGAGAUCAAUCUCUGUGAUGGGGAGCUUGAACAGCCCUGGACUUGCAAGGUCUUCUUGUCGCGGAAGUACAUGUUUGACGCCUCUAAGAAGAUUGGCAAAAUUUCGAAAAAGUCCCAGUCCCUCGGGCCUUGGGUGGAGCAAGAGCAACAGGAAGAUGAGCUUUUCACGACACUGACAAACAAGCUCGACCUCGAAGAAGUCAUUAGAUGGGCGCAGCUCGCCAUCCUAAAUCCAGGCCGGCCAUCAAGCGAAUACUUGCCGGGGCAAAACAGCGAAACAGAUCCUGGUUAUUGUCAGGUAAAAUUCUCGCCCAACGUCGUCCGAUUAGAUAUUACGGCUCCAGGCUUUCCUAGCCUAUCAUUCUACGACUUACCUGGUGUCAUCAGCCAAGCCGAACACGAAGAAGAGCGCUAUCUUGUCUUUCUGGUCGAGAACCUUGUCAAGCAUUACAUUCUGCAGCAACACUGUAUCGUCCUGUUGACAUUGCCGAUGACGAACGAUGCAACUAAUUCGAGUGCGGCACGAAUUAUGCAAGAGAUCCGUGGGGCGAAUGCUAGAACAAUGGGCGUUCUGACGAAACCCGACCGCGUACAGACCGGGGAAUCAUUUGCCCAGUGGGUCGAAAUACUUGAAGGGGACAAGUUUUCGCUUGGCCAUGGGUACUUCGUCGUUCGUAACAAUCCCGACCCGGCUGUAGAGCACUAUGUGGCUCGGGAAGAAGAGGAUGCUUUCUUCGCAAGCCCCCCCUGGGCAACAGAUUUGGCUCUCUAUCAAGAGAAGUUUGGGACACGCCGGUUACAAACGGCUCUCUCCUCCCUCCUUCUUGAACAGAUUCAAGGAUGUUUACCGGACUUCAUUGAAAAGAUAAACGCCAAAGCAGAUCGAAUCGAGACCGAACUUCGGACCCUUCCAGAUCCCCCCUCCGCAAACGUUCCAUAUAUUAUUUGCGGCAAGCUGAAUCAACUGAAGGAUCAGAUCCGCGCUCACAUUGAUGGCGGGUCAGCAAAUUACCCUCUACAGAAGAUUUGGUCGCAUAUUGCCAUGGAUUUCAAGCGAGCUCUGAUCAAGACUCGGCCCACUGUACACUUGCUCUCUUCAAGUGAUAAGUUCCCUGGUCCGACGGGCCGCGAUGCGGAGGGAAGCGAUUCAGACUGCGAGAUGACAACGGUCCCACAGCCGGCCAAACGCAAGUCACCUGGUGAGCCUGGAAAUAUCUCAGUCGCACCAGAAGCGAGACAACAGCCAAAUUCAGCAACAAGACUGACCGGAAAUGGAUUGUACUCGACAGAACAUUUCGACAAGUUCAACGCCCCGGCCCUGACGUUUACAUGGGAAAUGAUUCGCGAGAUAAACGAGGAUUCGUAUCGAGCUGGACUGCCAGACCAGACGGAUCCAAAAGCCAUUGAGAUCAUGAACCAGAUGAGCGUAAAACACUGGUACGACCCACUGUCAGUGUUCCUGGUUGCCACCCAUCGACUUGUCCGGGACAUGCUGCACAAGCAGCUGGAUGAAGUCUUUCUGCAAUACCAUCAGACGGGCUUAUAUCGAGAACUCAAGAGGAUCAUUGAAGGCUUUUUGUAUAAGCUACGGGCAGCCCACUUUGAACACGCACAGGAAAACUUUAAUAUCGAAUACAAUAAACCCUUCACAUUGGCACUUUCGGCAUUGGACCAAUCAAUCAAGUCUGCUUACAUUUUUCUUGCGGAAAAGCGUCGGUUUGCUCGCGCAAGCUCUUACCUCGAUGCUCAGGGAAAGUACCCUAGAGGAGACGCCCGACGGGAAGCUGAGCUUAAAAAGCUUACAGAUGUCGAGCUGGGGCGCGACCAGUUCUCGCAGGAGCUGACCAUGAUGGCGACGAGUCGAGGAUACUACGACUUGGCGAGUUCGCGGUUUAUUGAUUCGAUUUGCCAGAGCGUGCACACUAAAUUGUUCGCAAAAUGUCGUGAUGACCUCAUAAAGGAGAUUGAAAGAGAGCUUUGUAUCUUCGAUGAAAACGCACUGGAACGUUGUUUAGAACUUAUGGAGGAGGACCCUGACCGCCAGAGACGCCGCCAAUUCCUUCUCAGAGAGAAGGAGCGAAUCGAUAAGGCCCAGGAGUGGCUAAAGCUGGCGAGGAAGGAGGACGACCAGGAAGACCCGUUCGAUAAUGUGAGAAUCAAGUCCCAGCCUCCCGACGAUUGGACUACUUGAUUCCGGCUUAGCGAGACUUGUGUGAGCAUUUGUCUGUCCGCAGUGCGCUGUGACAACAGAGUCUACUUGGGCGUCAAUUGUGAUAGAGCGGUGGCUGGACCAUGUGAGUGGAUUGUUGGACAAAGUUGCAGUUGAAGCUGGAAUAUGAUAAUGAUGAAUGGAUGGAUUGACCGCAAGCAUCGAGGCGGGGUAGGGAACCCCACUUUGAUGCCCUAAGCCCUAAACCCUGCUUGCGAUAGGCUCGAAUGGUGUAUGGCAGCAUGUACCCAAUGGAAAAGGAAAG
This is a messenger RNA of Aspergillus welwitschiae, 2803 nucleotides long. Its product is annotated as putative dynamin GTPase. Lineage: Eukaryota; Fungi; Ascomycota; Eurotiomycetes; Eurotiales; Aspergillaceae. Gene Ontology annotation, molecular function: microtubule binding; GTPase activity; GTP binding. Gene Ontology annotation, cellular component: membrane; cytoplasm; microtubule. Bases 1 to 2520 code for a protein of 839 amino acids. The transcript is spliced from 4 exons. The record is from RefSeq and is a predicted model, not a curated record.